CCCCCACACUCAGAAGAAUAAGACGAGACAAUAGAACAAGACAAUACAGUAUUAUAUCUGCUCCGUCAGCUACUACAAUGGACACACCCAGCGCCUCGCAGCAGCCGUCGCUGGUGUCCACGCCCUCGUUCGAGACCGCAAGCAUCACCAGCAGACGGUCCCACGCCCACUCCGACACCUCCAGCAUAGCAGGCAGCUCCACGAAAGCGGUCAACCUCUCGGUCCUGUGUCCGACCUGCUCGACCUCGAUUGCGGUUGACCUGCCGUUUUUGAUGAUGCCGGAUAGGGCGGAGGAUAUGUCGCCUGCCUCGGGGGAUGAUGAGCAGGGUGGAAGUGAUUCGUGGAGCGAGGACGAGAGCUCGAGUACUUCUUCAGACUCGGAAGUUGCUGAGGAUAGUGCGCCCGCUGCGUACGAAAAUACGUCAGACGACGACGAGCAGUUCCGACAAAUGAAGCGGCAUCAGAGAAAAGCGAGGGCGAAAGCGCUACGGAAGAGAAAGUAUCAGGCAAAGAAAGACCUCGUCCGCGAGCUCCAGAAAAAAGUCGAGCAGCUCUCGAUCCAACUCUCCGCCUCCUCCGGCCGGGCGAAUACGCUGCAAGGCCAACUAGACCAGGCAAAGCGGAAAUCGAGCUCCCUACGGCUGUCGUCGAUAGCGGGUAUCGCGCCCCCGCAGAUUUCACAAACAACCCCGACCGCCAUGUUUUCGUCCCCGACCCGGCGCGAUUCGUCGGCAAGUAUAGAGUCCGCGCUGUCAAAGUCGCAGUCUGCGGUCUCUGUCCAGCAAUAUCAGCGCCAACAACAGCAACAGCAGCAGCAACAGCAGCAGCAGCAGCAGCAACAGCUCAUAAAACAAUCCCCCAAACUACCCCCCGACUCCUCCGGAAUAAUAGGCCGUACGCUCUCCCUUGCUCGCUCAGUCUCUUACAUCCCCUUCUCCUCCGCGCUAAUGGCGACCACUCUCCUCCCUACAGGCUACUCCGGCUUGGUCCCUAGCUUCCCUUUGAUUUCUUCUUCGCCUGAGACCAACCCCACCGCCGCCGCAAACAACAACAAUAUGCUCUCGACGUCUUCUUCCUCUUCUACAUCAUCGUCCUCCGACGCAAAGUCAGUCUACACCGCCGCCUCCUCCCUACCCGCGUCCCCCAUCGCCGUCUCCACAACCGACCCCGCGACAACCCAGCUCCUGCAGCGCGAACUCGACCGCCUCAAGCAAUCUGUCCGAAAAGAGCGCGAACUGCGGGAAGCAGCCGAAUUAAAAAACAAGCACGUAAACAGCGAACUCGAAGAACUUUCGCAAUCGCUCUUCGAGGAAGCGAAUCAGAUGGUCGCAGCUGAACGGCGCGAGCGGGCGAAGGUCGAGGAACGGGAGCAGAAGUUGGUGGAGAGGGUGCGGUUGUUGGAGAAUGCGUUUGCGAGGAUUAUGAAGUUGAGGAAGGGGUUUGAUGACGGGGAGGAGGGGGGAGUGGGAAGCGGCAGAAUAUUGCGUUGAGUAUUGAGGAGGUUGCGGAGGAGGUUGUUAGGAGUCGGCAGACUCCUACUCAGUAAUACUCUACAGCAGAAGCUCAUGUUUUAGUAUACUGUAUAUAAAGAUCUACAAAGCUUCUCAUCGAAUUGAAAAAUACUCUUCAUCUCCACAAUAUGAUGCUCCUUCUUCUCUAUUUAGAACAAAAACCGCUCAGUAGCUGUAGAGCAUUCUAGUCGUCAUAUAUACUGUAUAUUAA
Myxozyma melibiosi is the source of this 1722-nucleotide messenger RNA. RefSeq lists its product as uncharacterized. Gene Ontology annotation, molecular function: guanyl-nucleotide exchange factor activity. The coding region runs from base 78 to 1490 and encodes 470 amino acids. Gene Ontology annotation, cellular component: cell tip; Golgi to plasma membrane transport vesicle. The record is from RefSeq and is a predicted model, not a curated record. The transcript has 2 exons. Gene Ontology annotation, biological process: exocytosis. Lineage: Eukaryota; Fungi; Ascomycota; Lipomycetes; Lipomycetales; Lipomycetaceae.